ACCAAUCCAAAACCAUUUCCCCUUUCGCCUGGUUCCUGCCCUCCCCACGCCGCACCGCCGCCUCCGCCCACCGACGCCGUCCCGCUCGUUCUCCUCCGCCGGAACCCACGAGCACGCCUCGAAGCGGAGCAAAUCUCUGCACGUCUCCUACAGGAUCUGGAUCGGCUCCUGCUACUCCUCCUCCCUCUGUCGCAGCGCCGAGUUGCCGGAGCAGAUGGUGGGAUUUGGUAGCCUUGCGCCCAAGACCAAGAACCUGGUGGUGGGCGGCGGGCUGACAGGGUUCGUCUUUGGGGUGUACUACUACACCAUGAGAGCGGUUGGCAGCACUGAUGAGCUGCAGGUCGCCAUCGACAAGUUUGAAGACCUGAAGAAGAAGGACGCCGCAGCCACCCCCGCCGCAAACCCCUCCACCCCAGGCUCAUCGUAGGAAAAAACAUGCUCUUAAACUUUUGUUUCCCUGUACCGAGCUUCUAAACUAGUUACCUCACAAUUUGCAUGAUGAUAAUGGGUCAUGUUAGAUAGAGCUUUUUAUGGCAUGGGUGAGGUCCAGAUUUUUUUUUUUGAGGGUAAGUGAAGUCCAGAAUUAGUAAUGCUUUUGUGUUGGUUAUGGUGGCCGCGGAUAUACUACUGCUGGAGUAGAAUUUUUGGAGGCACAUUAUUGCGGUUUGUUGCUAUAUUACA
This is a messenger RNA of Triticum dicoccoides, 681 nucleotides long. RefSeq lists its product as uncharacterized. The coding region runs from base 215 to 427 and encodes 70 amino acids. The record is from RefSeq and is a predicted model, not a curated record. The transcript has 2 exons. NCBI's taxonomy places the organism in Eukaryota, Viridiplantae, Streptophyta, Magnoliopsida, Poales, Poaceae.